UUCUCUCUCUCUCUCUUCUCCUCUUUGCCUUUUGGGGGCUGCUCCAACUCCCUCUUGAUUGCAAAGAUCGCGACGCAGAGAGAGAGAGAGAGAGCUUGGUAUGGGGUGCUUCAGAUGCAGUGGGAAAUCAGUGAAGGACCCAGAGGCCGUGCGCAGGCGCCGCAGCAGCAGCAGCACCACCACCACCGCCGCCGCCACCAGCAGCAACAAGAACAACGGCAGCAGCGACAGCGACAACCAUCAUCAUUGCUUUGCGAAGGAAGCGGAAGAUCGAGCUGCUCCGGAGACUGCGAAGGUCGAUGCUUGCGGAAAUGCGGAAGAAUCCGAGGUAGAGAGACACGAGGUUGCGAGAGACGAUGACCAACUGAAUAUAGAUGUGCGGGCUCAGACGUUCACGUUCGAUCAACUUGCGGCUGCCACGGGCAAUUUCAGAUCGGAUUGUUUUGUGGGUGAAGGUGGCUUUGGCAAAGUGUAUAAGGGGCAUAUAGAGGGAACUGACCAGGCAGUAGCAAUCAAGCAACUUGAUCGUAAUGGACUUCAAGGAACAAAGGAGUUUAUUGUCGAAGUAACGAUGCUAAGUCUGGUUGAUCACCCUAAUCUUGUGAAAUUAAUUGGCUUUUGUGCAGAGAGAGAUCAGAAACUGUUGGUGUACGAAUAUAUGCCGUUAGGAUCACUAGAAACCCAUCUGCAUGACCUUCCGUCAACUAGAAAAGGACUUGACUGGAAUUCACGAAUGAAAAUAGCAGCUGGAGCAGCAAAAGGUCUCGAGUAUUUGCACGACAAAUUGAAGCCUCCUAUUAUAUACCGUGAUUUGAAAUGCUCAAAUAUUUUACUCGGCGAUGGAUAUCACCCUAAGCUAUCUGAUUUUGGCUUAGCCAAGGUGGGUCCAAGUGGGGAUAGGACCCACGUGUCAACCAGGGUUAUGGGUACCUAUGGUUACUGUGCACCAGAUUACGCAAUGACAGGCCAGUUAACAUUCAAAUCAGAUAUCUACAGCUUUGGAGUUGUUCUUCUGGAGCUGAUAACAGGAAGAAAAGCGUUUGAUCAACUGAAAGAGUCCAAGGACCAGUACCUUGUCGCUUGGGCACGCCCCCUUUUCCGGGAUAGGAAAAAAUUCUCCCAGAUGGCUGACCCAACACUUGAAGGCCGGUAUCCUGGAAGAGGCUUGUACCAAGCGCUAGCCAUUGCUGCGAUGUGCGUUCAAGAGGAACCCUCCAUGAGGCCGGUCAUAGGUGAUGUGGUCAUUGCGCUGAAUUACCUUGCCUCUCAGAAGUACGAACCGAGUACCCAGCCUGCUCAAAGCUCGGGGAAGGCAGCCGGCGGAUCUUCUUCUAGAACGAGAAGGGAGGACAGAUUAAGUGCCGAUGACGAUUCGGUCUUUUCAUCUUAUGGAUACCAAAACUAGGAAGACCGCAUGACUUUUGGCGUUGUUCAUAUAAGAAAAUGCCGACUUGUCGGUCUUCAUGUGGCACACAUGUUAGGUUUGAUGCUUCAUCCUCGACUUCAAUACAGGUAACUCUUUACCUUCCGAACCCCACUUCAUCCCCCGUGUACAUGCGAGCUGAGUUUUGUAUGUAAGUAAAGAUGCCUCUGUGAAGAAACUAGCUGUCUGUACCCUUCCAUUUAGUGGAAAAAAAAGCCUCUGCGCUAUUCUUUCCUUA
Syzygium oleosum is the source of this 1661-nucleotide messenger RNA. RefSeq names its product probable serine/threonine-protein kinase PBL5. Gene Ontology annotation, biological process: protein phosphorylation. Bases 101 to 1405 code for a protein of 434 amino acids. The record is from RefSeq and is a predicted model, not a curated record. The transcript is spliced from 5 exons. Gene Ontology annotation, molecular function: ATP binding; protein kinase activity. Lineage: Eukaryota; Viridiplantae; Streptophyta; Magnoliopsida; Myrtales; Myrtaceae.